Molecule: messenger RNA, 5660 nt
Organism: Dimorphilus gyrociliatus
Lineage: Eukaryota; Metazoa; Annelida; Polychaeta; Dinophilidae
Source: the annotation of a GenBank genome assembly
UACAUAUAUAUAUAUAUAUACUGUAUAUACUGUAAUAUAGUGUAUUCUGUGCUGUAUAUAUACAGUUUAUACAGCGGAAGAGAUUGUUGCUGAUCUUUUAUUUUUUUUCCCAUUUCCAACUCCAAACAAUGGACGAUAAUAUGUUAAUUAAAAGUUAUAAUUUGUUCUCUUUUGAAUAAUAACAAUCAUUCUAUCGGUAGUGUUUUAAGCAUCCAUAUUCAUGCUUGAGCGAUGAGUCAUCGUAAUAUAGCUCGUCGUUCAAUACUGAAUAGAGUGAGCGAGUGAGUGAGCUGGGAGAGAGAGAGAGAGAGAGCGAAAGAGAAAAAUAGAGGAGAGUGUUAGACUUGACUAGCUGCAGCUGUUAUAAGUGAUUUUCGUGGAACGUUCAGGUAUACGUUUACCUUUUUAAUUAGAUAGCGCGCUGAAUCGUCGGCUUAUCUUAUCUGUGUAUUAUUAUUAUUAAUAUUUACACACAUAUAUAUAUAUUUAUUAUAUGUAUGUAGAGCGAAUGUUCUAUCGUCUUAUCGCUCGUCUUGCGCAUGGCUUCAACGGAUUGUUCGUUAUUCUAUCGAUGUAGAAAUAAAUUUAUUUUUUGGGUGGAAUAACGACGACGACUCUUCGCUAUGUUGGACGUUGGCAUAUAUCUUGGAAUGUUUGGGCUUCUAGUAGCCUACCUAAAGAUAGCAUACGAGGCAGAAGUGUUGCGUAAAAGGUGCCACCUCCUUGAAGAAGAUAUCGAAGAUGAACGAUCCAAAGAUAAACCGUUGCCAAACAAUGAAACCCAACAAGUCUCUUCGAAUGAGAAAGAAGAUGAAAAGAUAAUUGAUUCUGCAGAGAAAAUAGAUAAUAAUAAUGGACAGGUUGACGCCAAAAGUGAAGACAAUCCGCAAGAUGUAUUAAAAAAAGAUGAUGAAGGGAUAUUUGACGAGGAACAACGCGAAGAAUACUCAUAUGAUGAAGAAGAUAGUAGUACUAACAGUGUUUACGAAGAUUUAAACUCUGAUGAAGAAGUACCUUCUACCAAUUCUUCAAGAUCAAAACAAAUUAUAAGAAAUAUAGGAAGAACUAUUGCAGAAGAAAAGGAAGAAGAAAUGCACAAUAAUAGCUCAUCUUCAGAUGAAUUCGAAUACGAACCUAUGCUCUCCGAUAUUACCGAAGUUAGCGAACCGGAGAGCGAGGUUGAAAUUAUCAAUUCAAUGCUAAAGGACGAGAAAAGUUUAGCAUAUCUUGUAAAAACAAGAUCCUUAUCUGAACCUGUAGACGUCUAUCGCUGGUCCGACUCUGAUUUGAGUGAUGAAGAUAGCUCAACACCAGAACGGCAGUGUUUACAAUUACCUCACGUUUUAACUUCUCCAACAGAUGAAAUAGAAGAGUUUGAAUUUAAUGAUUCAGUGCAUCAAAAGAUAUCAAACGACUCUUUAAAUGAUACGAUUACACCGUCAAAACCAAUAAACAAUCAGUCAUCAGAAUCAAAAUUAGAGGAUAAAACUAUUAUUUCGUCUAUUAAGUACGAAACCAUUAACGACAAUAUUCCAUCUCUAUCUUCUGUAAAAGAAUCUGCAAAGUCCUCUAACGUUGAUCAAUUGCAAAUAAAAGAAGAAGUUGACGAAGAAAAAAUUGUUCCCUCUAUGAAAGAGGUUCGUAAUGUGCUGCGUUCAAUUCUUUUAAAACAAACAAAGCCAACUUCAUAUUUGACUGAAACUCCUGUAAAAAAUAAAAUAGUAAGAUUUGAACAUGCGGAUCCGAACGAAUUUGAAAACGACGAUUGUACAAUUAGCGAAGACGAUUGGUCUAAUUCAUCUGUUUCUUCAUUUGAUAGGCUAAAAUUAAAGGUUUUAGAUUCUCAUGAUGCCCCAAUAGCAACUAUUGAUUCGGAUUUAGAUUUUGAUGACGAUAACGAUGAAAAUGAAUCGCCUCUUAUUAAUUCUCCAAGGUCGGUCGACGAGGAGAUUUUCUCUCAGAAAGUUACCACAAAAGGCCAACUCAUAGAUGAAGAUUUUACGCUCAAACCAAAUUUAGAUUCGGACACAAAAAUAAAUGAAGUUGUUUAUAACAAUGUAUCUCAGCUUGAAUUGGCUAACCAUAAUUUGGAAGAAAGGCCUGUUUCUUCAUGCGAUAUAGCUUUAGAGAAAAGUUCUGUUGAUGAUAGGAAAGUUGAAAUAACAGAAACUAAGGUUAUAGAUAGCGAUGAUAAAAUUGUAUCGCGUUCCUCCUCAGAGGAAUUUGUGCACGAAUUCGAAGAGGAGGUUCGUUUCGAGUACACUAUUAUUUCCACCAGAAACGGGGAGAAUAUAGAUAGUAAAGAACCAGAGAAGUUAUCUGAAAGAGAAGAAACUUCUAAUAUUUUAUCAUCAGAUUUCGCAAUAGAAACUUUCAAUUGGGAAGACGACGAACCAUUUAAGAGGAGAGAUUUACGUUCAAAAUUGACAACGAGUACUCCUUCAGACGACACUAUUCAAGAGGAACAACAAAACAUUGAUAAAGUCCAUGAGAGAAAGGAGGAACAUGUGAUCGAUUCUCCCAGAGAUGUGAAGGAGAUUAAAAUAAAAGAAACUGCCAUAUGCGAAAAAGAGGACAAUAGAAAUGAAAUUGACAUAGACCAGCGGUUAGAGAUGUCUGAUAAUAUGAAUGAGGUAAAAACAAACAAGAUGGAAAAGAUAGCUCUUCCGAUAAUUAAAUCCAAACCUCUUUAUGGACCUAUUCAAACAAUUGUACCCUCAUCGUUCUAUAAUGAAAACAUACUAAGUGCAAAAGUUGAGCCUGCAGAAGAGAAUCUACCGAAUCACCUCGAGAAUAACCUGAAAGGUGAACUUAGAACGAAGCCCCAGGAAGAAUCAAUAUUGUUGCAUACCAGUACUUUAUCUGGCACGAAUAUUGAUGGAGAGAGCGAGAAUGAGAAUAAUAGCUCUAUUAAUACAUCGACUUCGUCGACUGGACUGGAGAGUAGUAAAUCGAAGGAGAAAUUUUUAGAAACAAAUAUAGAUGAGAUUUUAAUGGAUCCAAUAGAAACUAAUAUAGAUUCUGACUUGGAUGAAAAAUUUACUAGAAACAAUUUAUCAAAUUAUCUCAAACCCGAUUUAACAAAUGCUGGCAAUUAUAGCAGAUCUUGUACAAAUAGUCUCUCAAGGAGUUCUUUGGGUAAAGAAGAAAUGACAAAUAAUUUUAGUUUUGAUUCAAAAACUAAUUCUUCUUUCACCGAACCACUAGAGACGGAUAUAGAUGCUGUUUUAGAGAUGGAUAAUGUCGUAAGUGUAUCCCGAACGCCUAACUUAUCAUUCAGAAAUAGUUUAAUAACUAAAUCCGAAAGUGAAGAGGACGAAAGUUUUAUUCGUCGAACAAAACUUAUAGCGCUGGGGCCCAGUAGCGUGGGUAAAACACGUUUAUUGAAUGCUCUACGAUCUACUACAAUAGAUUUUGAUACGCCUACAAUUGGUAUAGAAGUUAGGCGUCAGUAUUUGGAUGAAAUAAAUGAGUUAUGGACUUAUGAUUUUGGAGGCAAUGAAGCGUUUCAAUUUGUUCAACAAAUGUUUCUCACCGAAUAUUCUGUUUGCUUGCUAGUGGUCGACAUAUCGAAGUCACCAGCUAGCUUACCUUUUAGAGUACCAGAAUUUUGGUUUGAAACAAUUUGCCAUCGAUUAAGAAAUACCGUUGUCAUAGUCGCAGCAACUCAUACUGAUCUAUGUAGCUCAGAUACUGUUCAAACUAGGGUUAAUCUAAUAAAAGAUAGAUUAACAACAAUAGAACGAACGUUUACCGAACACUUAGAAUUCAUAAAGAGAACCCUAUUGGCUGAUAGUGCUCAUGACAAAGUUAAUAGGCUUCAUUUAGAGAGAAUUAACAAUAUCUUAACUAGGGGCCCCGUUUUGAGCGAAAUUAUACCCCUGAGUUUAAAAACGUUCGACGGUAUCGACACUUUGAAAAGACACUUGGUAAACACUCUAAAAAAGAUUCGACCCCUUGCUAAACCGUCUCAUUUUGAAGAUUGGCUAUUAAACAGUCCGAUUCCUUGGAUAAAUAGAGAAGAUUUAUAUAGGCAGGCAGCCAGAUUUCAUAUAAAAAAAUUGGAUUUGGACAAAAUUCUCGAAAAUAUGCGCCAAGCUGGUGCCAUCUUGAAUUAUGUUGAUGAAUCUUCAAAUUUCAUAUUUACUAAUCCGAAUCUUUUAUUAACUGUCUUCUCUUUGAGUAGUUUAUCCUCUACUAUUCUAACUGAGAAACAAUUAAGGGAUAUAUGGAGGGAGUAUCACGGUAUACGUGAUGACAAUGUAUGGUCUGAAAUUUUGCAUUUACUUCAAAAAUUCGACCUCUGUUAUGAACUGAUCUCAAAGACUGAAAGAGAAUUUUGCUUCCCUUCUUUACACUCAGAUUUCCCUCCUAAUUCUUCUUUAGUUAUUUGGCCAAUUGUACUAGGAGAUCCCGACUGGGUAGAAUAUUCUAUGCUGUUGGAAUUUCCGUCUACACAGGCACCGCCUAGUGGACUAAUAGAAAGAAUUAACGUUCGUUUACAAUAUUUUCUUGAUCAUAGAAUUGAUUGGAGAAACGGCUUUGUUGCUUUUGCGAAUUCAGGAAAGGAUAUCAGUAAAGUUUGUUCGUAUACUCGAAGGCAUCAAUGUAGAUCUGCUAUAAGAUUCGCGGUAAGGUUGCGCAAGGAUCGUCGACAGAUGGCACAUCACUUAUUCCAAGUGUACGCAGCUACAGCUGAUAAACUAAUCGAAUCAUUCUAUCCAGGAGUCAUCUACAUAUGGCUAAUGGAGUGCUCCCACUGUCUGAACAAAACACGAGAUAGACCAGUCAUUCCAACGGCAUUUAAAACCGAUAGACAUUUAACAGCUAAAAGUGACAUAGUGGAAUGUUCGGGUAUGCUAAUUCCCAGUUCAGCCGCCUUUCCUCCUGAAUUUAAUGGUCCCAAAUACGGUUUUUUAAAUGAGAACGCUCGAAGCGCUUUAAUAUCAUAUCAUUCAAAUUUAAUACGUUCAAUUUCAUCUUUGAACUUGAUGAAUUAUCUACUUAAGAAUGCUGCAAUUACUGUAAAAGAAGCCGAUGAUAUUUUAAAACAGAACGAGGAAUCAGACCGUAACGAGUUACUCUUAUCACAUAUAUUUCAAAGGGGGGAGCCGCUAUUUAGCUACCUCGUAGAUCAGCUACGUCAGAACAAGAGAACCGAAAAUUUAGCAAAAUCUAUAGAGUGUCAUAUCAAUGAUUUGGAAUCACGAAGUAAACAAUUAUUACAACUUAAACAAUUGGAUCAAGGUAGAAAUUAUUCACUGCCAAGAUGCAAAAGUAACAACUACGAACAAGCUUUUUCGAAUAGAUCCCUUGGUCUUUCUCACUAUAUUCAUAUCAUUCCAGAUUCUGUACCUAACGGAGAUAAUUAUAUCAUAAUGGCUGGGGAAAAAUACAGGGAAAACUACAGGGAUAGUUUCAUAUGUGCACCUCAUAAUGAGAAGAGAAGGAGGCGAACCCAAAGUGCUCCUUCUAAUGGUUCAGCUAGAAAUCGUUUGUUGUUGAAUUUUCAUAAAACUGACAGUGAAACAUUUGAUUGUUGAUUUAUAAUUGUUAAGGUUUUUGCCUUAAAAUUUUACUUUUAUUUUUAACAAAUGAAUAAUGGUAAUAAAAUUUUAUUUUACUUAAUAAAAAUUCUAUAUUCACAUCAAUUAACACCC